AUGAAUUUCGACAAAACAAUGCAGGGAGCUCUAGACACUUUUAAAUUGGCAAAAGACUUCAAGAAGGGGAAGGACAUCCUUCCGUUCACAUAUGCGGAUUUCUUUGCAGAAAAGAACAAUCUACUGGAAAACUUGGGGCUUUCGUGGAAGCAGAGAAUUGGCUGCAUGCUGAUUUCGUCGGUGCUAUCGAUGUUCUUCUUUUUCAGAACGCUGAUGUCUUUACUUUCGGUGGUUUUCUACCCGGAAACGCUGGGGUGGAACUACUCGAUGUUCUCAAUAUUCCUGCUGUGCGCGCUCUGCUUCUUCAGCGGGUUUAAAACAUUCUUCAAGAACACUUUUUCGCGGGAAAUCGCCGGGUAUGCUGUCGCAUACACAGUGGCAACAGUCUGCACGCUCUUGUGCAAGGGAUGGCCCCGGUUUGUGCGCUACCCCGUUGUCCUCUUUGACGUCAGCGCAUUUAUUUUGUUUAUAUACGCAUACAGCACACAGAAGCUCAAAAGCGGAAUUCGUGGGAUAGGAAGCACGCUUUCUAUAUUUUAA
Messenger RNA from Nematocida major, 540 nucleotides. RefSeq lists its product as uncharacterized. The transcript has a single exon. The record is from RefSeq and is a predicted model, not a curated record. NCBI's taxonomy places the organism in Eukaryota, Fungi, Microsporidia. The coding region runs from base 1 to 540 and encodes 179 amino acids.